AUGAAGUAUCUACCAGUGCAAGACUUCGAAGCGGUGACGGGCGCCCUCAACUUCAACACCCCCGACUGCAACGUUACUGGCGGUUGCGAUCUUUACACGACAAAGUCAACAGGAUCCGACAAGAAGCUCUACAAGAAUAUCGAUAAGGAUCUCAACUCGCAACAUGAAGCCCUCCUCAAGCUCGGCGCCAGCCUAUCACCACCGGAGCGUGCGCAGAUGCUGGCCACCUCACCGAGCAUGCAACUAUUUUCACACUCGAGUGCCUUCGGUCCUCUAUCAGAACUUUCAAGCCGUCGGACAUUUGCGUACCUGAUCGCGACGCUAAACGCCAGUCAUCCCCAUUACGACUUCUCCCACGUUCUUCGGCCCAACGACUUUAAGCGCGAGCGAAACCUGCGCCGCGUCAUGGUCAACCUCGAUUCGAUUCUCCAAAAUGUGAGGCCAAACUUUGAGCCCAAGUCGCUCGGCUCCUCUCUCGGUAGCGACACAAGUUCCAACUGGGGACCCCAAUGCUGGUCAUUGAUCGACAAGGAAAUGCACCUUAACGAGUGUACAAUCUUCAGUUAUCACCCCGACACUGACCCGUUUGAGGAGGACGAGAGCGCCAUCUGGGCCGCGCACUACUUCUUCUUCAACCGAUCCCUGAAGCGUGUGGCAUACCUCUACGUGCGUGUAGUACCUGUCAUCUCAUCCCACAGCCCGACACUCCGGCCUACGAACCUGGCAAGGAACCACAGCAACCGACAAGAGCUCGAGUCAGCUGGUGCGCAGAAGCGUGCCAACUACUGGCUUGGUGAUCGAGAUGCUGAGCUGGUGCCGUACACGGAAGACGAUGAGGACAUGGACGACGGACUGUUCUGGAACAGAGGGGAAGAUGGCGAUCUUGUUGCCUAUUCAGAUGACGAGUUUGACGACGACAUUGACGAUAUGGACAUGCUCGACAGAAGCAACGAGAGGUUCAUGAGUGAAGACAUCGCCGGCCGGAUGGAGAUUUAG
Fusarium keratoplasticum is the source of this 996-nucleotide messenger RNA. RefSeq names its product Repressor of RNA polymerase III transcription MAF1. The transcript has 2 exons. The record is from RefSeq and is a predicted model, not a curated record. Gene Ontology annotation, molecular function: RNA polymerase III core binding. The coding region runs from base 1 to 996 and encodes 331 amino acids. Gene Ontology annotation, cellular component: nucleus. Gene Ontology annotation, biological process: negative regulation of transcription by RNA polymerase III. Lineage: Eukaryota; Fungi; Ascomycota; Sordariomycetes; Hypocreales; Nectriaceae.